Molecule: messenger RNA, 1653 nt
Organism: Phacochoerus africanus (Common warthog)
Lineage: Eukaryota; Metazoa; Chordata; Mammalia; Artiodactyla; Suidae
Gene: MESD
Product: mesoderm development LRP chaperone
Exons: 3
Coding region: 48-746 (232 amino acids)
Biological process (GO): protein folding
Molecular function (GO): low-density lipoprotein particle receptor binding
Source: RefSeq, a predicted model, not a curated record
UCGCGCAGGUCCGGUCCGCCCUCGCUGCCCCGCGCUGCGCGGCGAAGAUGGCGGCUUCCGCCUGGGCGCGCACCGCCGUGGUCCUUCUCUGUGUCUCUGAUCUGCUGCUUCUCGUGCUGCUGCCGCCAAGGGCGUUCGCCGCUGAGGGCCCAGCCGAAACGCCCAGCGAGGCUACUCCACCUCCCCGGAAGAAGAAGAAGGAUAUUCGCGACUACAAUGAUGCGGACAUGGCUCGUCUUCUGGAACAGUGGGAGAAAGAUGACGACAUAGAAGAAGGAGACCUCCCAGAGCACAAGAGGCCCUCCGCGCCUAUCGACUUCUCACAGAUAGACCCGGGCAAGCCCGAGAGCAUACUGAAAAUGACGAAGAAAGGCAAGACGCUUAUGAUGUUUGUCACUGUAUCCGGAAACCCGACUGAGAAGGAGACGGAGGAAAUCACAAGCCUCUGGCAGGGCAGUCUUUUCAAUGCCAACUAUGACGUCCAAAGGUUCAUCGUGGGAUCAGACCGGGCCAUCUUCAUGCUGCGUGACGGGAGCUAUGCCUGGGAGAUCAAGGACUUUUUGGUCAGUCAAGACAGGUGUGCCGAUGUCACGCUGGAGGGACAGGUAUACCCCGGGAAAGGAGGCGGAAGCAAAGAGAAAAAUAAAACCAAGCAAGAGAAGGGCAAAAAGAAGAAGGAGGGAGACUCCAAAUCUCGGGCUUCGAAGGACGACAACCGAGCUGGGAGUCAAAGACAAGAGCUGUAGCGGGGCCACUGCCACGGGCUCUGCACAGGAGCGGGCACAGGGACAGGGCGGCCGUGGGGCACCACCCACUGAUUGACUUGUAGUUUCUGCUGGAAAAGCUCUGCCACAUGACCAGUUGGUGGUCGGUAUGAGAAUUCCUGUCUAAAAGGCUUCAAGAAAGAAAACAUUGGCUUUGUAAUUAACAUGGGACACUGACAAAUGCACGUUUACUCUCAGAUCACUUAGAUGGAAACUGGCGGUGUUGCUUUUUCCUUAAAUAUAGGGGAGUCGCUGGCUGGGUGGUGCCAUCACCCCGCUGGCCAUACCUGCUCUGAUCCGGCCCCCUGCUGUGUCUGUGCUGUUUACUUCUGUUAGCUGAAAGGACACCAGGUUCUUAACCAGACAAACCGAAGACUCUUGACGUGAUUGCAUCAGCUCCGUGCUGCAGAUAUCACCUUCAUUACUGUGAAAUGAAAACGAUGCCCUAGGAGCACGGCACGGAGCUCCAGCAACUAGAUAGACAAUCAGGAUGCCAGGAUGCUUGAAUCCCAGAACUAUGCAGCAGAUGCAGAGGACGGCAAAUAAUGCAAUUUGGAAAUCCUCCGUGUUCCCUUUGAGUUUCUUGGACUGGAAUCCCUCUUAUCAAUUAGUGAGAACUCUUGGUAUCUAUCAGGUGUUACUGGGGUCUGUAAGUCCAGGGGUUCUGUCAACUCGGAACCUUUAUUCAGGAAAGAGUAAUGCUGGGGUUGAGAGCCGAGUGUUCCAUUUCAUGUGAUGAUUUUCAUGGGUGUCAGUCAGGCAUCAGCAGAGUCUUCGCAGGGUGUAGCAGAAGACUCGACCCCCUUCUUCAUUUCUACACACUUUUCUUUGAUAAAGUGCCUAAAUUUGUGGUGGUUUUGUAUGGUACUAACAUGACACCUACCUGUUA